AUGGCGCUUGUAGUACGUGUUGAGAACCGAUAGAAAACUACAACUCCCAGUGUGCACUUCUGCCUGGCUUUAUAUCGUUCAUGGCGUCUGGUCGAGGGCUAAAGACGGGUCGCCCUCGCUCAAACAGAUAAGCCGUUGACUUUAACGGUUUUGUGUUGACUGCCUCGGCGUGUGUCACGAUGGAGGUGGACAGAGUGAAGGUGGAGGAUGAGAGCCGUCUGAUCCAGCUGAGGUUUGAUGCCGCCGUCAAAGUCAUCAAGAGUUUACCCCCUGAUGGUCCCUUUCAGCCGUCCAAUGACAUGAUGCUCAAGUUCUACAGUUACUAUAAACAAGCCACUGUGGGAGCGUGCAAUAUACCCCGACCUGGUUUCUGGGAUGCAGUUGGCAAAGCAAAAUGGGAUGCAUGGAAUUCUCUUGGAGAUAUGCCAAAAGAAGAAGCAAUGGCCGCCUAUGUUGAUGAAAUGAAGCUGAUCCUGGAGGGGAUGCCAAUGACUGACGAGGUGGAGGAGCUCUUACGUGUCCUUGGCCCGUUCUACGAGCUGAUAGAGGAGAAGAAAAAGAUCUCACAGAUAUCAGACCUGAGCACAGGCUUUGGCACAGCGUUGAAUUCAAUGCAGUCAAAAGGCAUCGCAAAGAGCAUCAUUAGAACGAUGGAAAUGAACGGCACUCUGGAAACUCGUCCAGCCAGGCUCAAAUCAAAGGAGGUGAAGGAAAGGUCAGAGGAAGAGACACCAGAGGAGGAGGAGGAGGAAGAUGAAGAAGAAGAAGAAGAUGAGGAGGAGGAAGAAGAAGAAGAAGUAGUGACAAGGGAGGUCAGAAAAGACAAGAAAUCAGCAGCUUCACAGCCAAAGAAGAAGAGCUCAGCCAGGAGGCACAAAGCACCCGUGUCCAAUGGUAAAAUGGCUAAUGGGGGCAUCCAUCUGACCAAUGGGAAUCAUUCCAGGGUCGUUCUGAACAGCGAGGACUCCCAGGAGGGUGAGCUUCUGCUCAACGGUCACCACACAGCUCCUGGUGUAGGUGCCCCUGGCCCUGGUCACCUGGCCAGCGACUCAGACAGCGAAGUCUACUGUGAUUCUGUGGACCAGUUCGGCCAGGAAGAGAGCUCAGAGCACAACCGCUCUUUAGACGACCUCGAUGAAGAGGAGAACCACGUCCUGCCUCCUCUAGAGGAGUCACAGGUGACGCAGGAGCUCCGGGAGGAAGUUCACGGCCCACCGCAGGUCAUCAGGUGUGGAGGGGAAGAUGGAGAGAAAGGUGGAGGGAUGACACAGAGACGGAGGCUGAAUGCAGGUGCGCCGGACAGCUCUUUGGUCAGAAGAGGAAGAGGCUCGAGGUCUCCAGGCCUUGGCCCUGGAUCUCUUGUGCCCAUGCACAGUGGUGGUGAUGGAGACGGGGGCCACUGGGGAGGUGCGGUGACACCCGGAGGGAGCCUGAAUGAGCAGAUUGUCGUCGCGUUGGCCCGACUGCAGGAGGACAUGCAGAGCGUACUGGAGAGGCUGCACACCUUAGAGGCUCUCACUGCUAGCCAGGCAAGAUCAAUGUCUCUGUCUCCAACUUAUCCACCGCCUCCAGUGAAUAAGAAGAGUCAGAAACCCUCCUGGUGGCCUUUCGACAUCUCUCCGACCAGUUUGGCCUUUGCUGUGAUAUGGCCAUUUGUGGUCCAGUGGCUUAUUCGCUUAUACCUGCAGAGGAGGAGAAGACGAAUCAACUGAACCUGCUCUCACCCAAACAGCCACGGGCCUCGACGAUAAAGAAGAGCCCUCUUAACAUCUUUGGCUUGGGUUGCUAAUGGCUGUAACUCCCCCCCUGCUUCGACCCACAGCCCAGUAAUUUGCUUUUGCACUAUGAAGAAGGCACCUAGAGUGAUGAGCGAGAGGGCAAUACCUCUCGAGUAUGUUGUACUGUGGAUGUGAAAUCAAAUAGAAACAUGAAUGUAUGGGCUCGCAUAUGCCUGUGAUUAUACAACCAUUUUAAAGCUGAUACCACUGUACCGGAAUCUUAUCCUCUGUCCAGUUGAGAGGGGGAAACUGUUGGGAUGUCGCCAGCGUCUUUUUACGACAACAAAUACAAUAGCUUCUCAAUUAUUCCCAUAUCUAAGGCUUUGUUGCACAAAAAGUGGGCCCUAUACUUUGUUGUUUUGAGCAUAAUGCUUUAAUUUCACAGUUCACUGUCAUUAGUUGCCCAGGCAAUGCUGCUAUGAUAAAAAUGUUGUAAUAACUGUAAUAGUUUAGAGAGGAGGUUGAAUGUAAAGUAUAUUCAUGUGUGAGAUUCUUUCAAAUUCUGAGAAUAAGUUAAUAUUUAUUGCUUUUAGCGACGGUUACAGUGAAGGCAUCGCAGGCCAGCUUUCAGCUGCGUUAAGUGAGACUUAUGUUUAAGGUGACCGCUCAAUGUUGUGUAUAGGUUAGGCGAGGUUUCCCGUCACGUGUCCUACAGCAUAUCAAUUUCAGUGCUUUACGUCCGAGUCUUCGUUGUUUAUUCAAAUAGAAGAAGUGCCUCAACAUCACAAGGUACAUUCAUACUCUAGGUGGCAUUAUGAUUUCUUACAUUCACAUGUAGUAGCAUAACUGUUCCAGUACUGGACCAAAUAAUCAUUAAUCAUACUACCUAGUGAGCCAUGAGGUGGUCAGCUGUCUGUUGCAUAACUCCUGUCACUGUCUGUGUUGUUUACGCGGUCCCGUUUUUCUAUAUCAUAUAAUUUUAAUGUGUGAUGUAACAAUGUUUGUACGAAUAUUGUGGAAAGAUUUUUGUGUGAAUGAUAGUAAUCCUGAAUUGUGUGCAACGCAGUGAGAUCUAUACAAAAUUGCAUACAAUAGCUGUACAGUUGAGAUUAAAAUGCAGUAUUUUAAUUGCAUUCCCAUGAAUUAUUAUUGUUAAUAUAGAAAACUGUAUCAUAUUUACAAAUGUUUGCAUCUGCGAUAGCACUAAUAUUUCCAGAGCCAUUAUGUUUUAUUAAAAAAAUGAAUAGGUUUAACUUUCUACUGAACUGUACUAAGGCUUUCUCACCCUCUCUGCCUGUGGAUAGAGUGGUGUUUGCAUGUGAUAAUCCAAGCCUAAAAUAAAGUUUUCAUAAAUCA
Molecule: messenger RNA, 3074 nt
Organism: Acanthopagrus latus (yellowfin seabream)
Lineage: Eukaryota; Metazoa; Chordata; Actinopteri; Spariformes; Sparidae
Gene: acbd5a
Product: acyl-CoA binding domain containing 5a
Exons: 13
Coding region: 180-1712 (510 amino acids)
Biological process (GO): autophagy of peroxisome; fatty acid metabolic process
Cellular component (GO): peroxisome
Molecular function (GO): fatty-acyl-CoA binding
Source: RefSeq, a predicted model, not a curated record